AUGGUAGUGUGGCCUUUUCAACCUCCUCAGUCAUUUCAAAUUCCAGUCAAAAAGUCAAAUGACGAUGGUGAAGUGAUUAAUGAAGAGAUACUGCAAGUGCUAUCUGUACCACAGUCCAAUUGUUUGAUCAUUCUGACUCGUACACGAGUCUUAUUAUACAAUUACAAGCCAUUGGCAUUGAUUGCAUGUCACAAUCGCACUGAGACGUCCGUGUCUGAACUGGGGGGAAACAAAUUUUCCAUAUCAGACUCAGUGUCCCGCGAAUUGUUCGAAGGGCUUAUAUCUGAUGAUGCUCUCAAUGGUAUUGGCUCCCACCGCGGUAAAAUAGCGCUCUAUGUCAUUACAGAGAAGAACUUCAUCAUGGUCUACCAGCUGCUAUUAACAGUUAGUUCCACAACGAUUUUUAAAGAAUAUGGAAUACCCGUUUCAGAGAUUUAUGAAAUGGACUCGGAAAAUGGUCGAGGAAUAAUGGAGGAAAAUGAUGACGACGAAAUUCUCACAGUAUUUGCUAAGAAGGAUGCGCAUAAAGUAAUUCAAAAUGGUUACGCUAUCGACAAACAGCAAGGAUUUCUUCAAUUUCUCAAUAAGUCCCCGGAAACAAUGGAUGAGUUACCAAUUAAGAGAGUUGAACUUCGUCUCAAAAUAAUUUUAAAGUUUGACCACAAGAUCAUAGAUAUGAUAGCCAUACGGGAAACCAAUUUUGAGGAAGAUAACGUUGAUAAUCAGCACUUAUUGAUUCUUUUCCCUCAUGGUUUGCAGGUGAUAAAUCUUCGGAACUUCAAAUUGGAAAACAAUUCUCUAGUCCAGGUUACUAAUGGCCAAAAGAUGUUUGAAUAUAGAGGCAAAGUGCACGUUCUUUCUCCAACUUCGGGAGAAUUAUUCAUAAAUACGAUCAAUUUUACAGAUUUGACAGUAGACUCCAAGAAGGUGGACACUGGCAUACAAGAGGAGAUUCUAAACGUGUUUUCGGUAGAUGAGGUUCUCGUUCUUGUGUAUAAAAAUCAGUUGGUGUAUUAUGACCCGAUAAAUGAAAUUGUUAUGAAAAGAUGGACGCCUUCUUCAAAGAUCGAAAGAUGUGAACCCUUAGCUCAUGACACAUUGCUACUGUUCUCAGCUGCAGGUAAUUUGGAGAUCUUAACUAAGUGGGCAAACUACAUUUUUUCUACUUCGAAUGAGGACACAGACGAACAAAGCGCUUACUCCCAUUUUUCAAAUUUCACCUUCAUAGACAACAGCCUAUUUACAACCGCCAAGGGAAGCCAAUUCUUUAAGUUGGAUUUAUGGCAUGAAGUCAAUCCAACUAUAUCUGACUUUCGGAAUCCAGUUACAUUUAUUCUUCAUGAUAAUAAUAACGACAUUAUGCUGUAUUCGCCCACACAUGAUGCUUCAAACGUCGUAAAUUUUCAGGUUAUUAAAUUACCCACAAAAACAAUCAACAAUUUUAUUGCACAAGUGAAAGUGAAUGGCACUUUAACUAUGUUGACAACUCUGAUUGGGAAUAAAAACAUUCUUCUAGUACACGAUUUAAAGGCUAAUAUCUGGCACAGUUUUAACGACGUUAAUAUUCUUGAUAUGUGUUGGUUAGGAAAUGAAUACCUUAUUUGUCGUAUUUUGGAUGAAACGAGCACAAGCGAGUGUUUAAGAUGUUAUCAUUUUGUUCCAGCACGUUUCAACAAAGUCGACAUUGCCGACUAUCUCAUAUGGAACUAUUCUGUACCACCAGAUACGAAGAUUUUGGACAUGCACGUAAACACACUCACGAGAUAUAAAAUGCUGAAGAUCAAAUCGAAAAAUCCCAAAGACGAAGUAAUUGAUAACGUUUUCAAGACUGCAGAAAUUGUUCUAACUCUAGCAAACAAUAAAAUCCGAACCAUAGAUGUACUAUCUCAUAUCAAUGGUGACGGCAGUAAUGCCAUCAUAAAAUUUUAUCCCCUUCCUGUUCAGAUCCUACCAGAAAAUUUGGUCGAUCGUUUUGAAUGGGUCAUGAGCUUCAAGGAGGGUUACUUAGCUUUAGGUGACGCCCAGCUUUUCAAACUGGAGAAGUUAGGAGACGAAAGCUGGCAGUGCACGGUUCUCCUCAAGAAAGUUGAAAAGAUUUUUGAUUUGGUAUUCGAAGAUAUAUUCAUAGUCCAUGAUAAUAGUAUCGAGGUCUAUUCACUGGAUGAAUUGUGGCUGGACAAACCUUACUCUGCAAUCCUUCCUAUUAGCGACAAUGAUUAUCCUAUUGCGGUUUCUCCAGAAAGUGCCGUUAUACAUAGCCUGCAUUGUGUUUUCUAUCAAAACUUCUCGAAGCUCGUAACGCAUCAGACCAUUUACCUUGAUCAGUUAAUUGAUCAUUCGCUGUCUCAAAGGGUGCCAGUGAACGAAAUCGACGCCAAAUAUCAUUCUCUCAAACAUUACAAGUUCACCCUGGAAAAGCUCUUGUCCAGCAAAGUUCUUAGUAACGCACCGCUGUCAGAACUGCUUGAUUUAAUUGACACGUAUGAUGAAGGUCCUGAAUCCAGAGGAAAGUUAGAAAUAAUCAGUAAUUGCCUAAGAAAGAUUGAAAUAGAGCACUGGGACUACUUGUUCACGAAGCUCAACUUAACUCCGAGAGACCUAUUAGUUCAAUGCGUAGAACAAAAUGAAGCUCGAGUUCUUGGGAUUCUGUUAAUGGUAUUUUUAAACUAUGAGGGUGGGCAAAACGCUUCUCCAGUGAACAGCUCCAAUCUCGAUUUAAAACAACUCAAAACUAAGGGCAAAAAAAAGAAUAAGAAGACAAGCAAACACAAGAUGAAGUCCGAUACACAGAAUUUAGAUAAGAAUGGAACGUUUUCUGGGGUUCUCGACGAUGAGGAUUUGAUCCUACAAGUAUUAAAAAUACUGGUGAAUACAGCCGCAUUUUCAACUGUGCCGGAGGAAGCUCAAGAAUUUUGGGACAUGAGCUUUCAAUUAGUUAGAUUUAUAAAAGCACUUGACAAUGAUGGAUCAUCGAGCUUGGUUCAAAAGUCGAUUCAACUUCUUGGUUAG
Molecule: messenger RNA, 3009 nt
Organism: Lachancea fermentati
Lineage: Eukaryota; Fungi; Ascomycota; Saccharomycetes; Saccharomycetales; Saccharomycetaceae
Source: the annotation of a GenBank genome assembly